Messenger RNA from Cyphellophora attinorum, 816 nucleotides. RefSeq lists its product as uncharacterized. Bases 1 to 816 code for a protein of 271 amino acids. Lineage: Eukaryota; Fungi; Ascomycota; Eurotiomycetes; Chaetothyriales; Cyphellophoraceae. Gene Ontology annotation, biological process: ribosome biogenesis. The transcript is spliced from 2 exons. The record is from RefSeq and is a predicted model, not a curated record. Gene Ontology annotation, cellular component: Noc4p-Nop14p complex; small-subunit processome; nucleolus.
AUGCCGAAGGCAAAGAAGACUAGUGCCGGUCCGGCCGCGGAGGGCACCACCAACAUCGCCAGUUUGGUCACUAAGCCCAUGAAUUUACAACAGCGGAAAGCGCUUCUGCGCCGAUUACAGACUCCUGCCAUAAUCACAUCACUGCGAAGGCCAGAAAUACUGAUGGACUUCUUCACCGACAGCCUCAACAUGGGCGACCUAUCACUCUCCGUUCCAGCUCUUACAGGUCUCUACCAUCUCAUCGCAACGCGAAACCUCGACCACCCACAAUUCUAUCCAAGACUAUAUGCCUCCGCUACGAUAGCCAGCUUUAUCAAGCGACUGUCUAGACUGUGCCUGUUCGCGCCGCCUGCUGCGAUUGUGGCUGUAGUGCCGUUCAUCUACAACUUGCUCAAGCAACAUCCUUCAACAACAUUCAUGAUUCACCGGAAACCCCAUCCUCCAUAUACGAAGUCGGAUGACCACCUAGGCGAAGACCCGUACGACCCAGCAGAAACUGAUCCACAAGUUAGUGGUGCAAUCGAUAGCUCAUUAUGGGAGCUAGAGACGUUGCAGAGUCAUUACCACCCGACCGUUGCCAGCAUUUGUCGCAUAAUAUCGGAACAAUUCACGAAGCAGCAAUAUCAGGUGGAAGAUUUUCUGGAUAACUCGUACGCAACAAUGAUGGACUCUGAGCUGAAUAAGAAGGAAGGGAAGAGGGAAAGAGAGCCGGUCGUGGAGUGGCAGAUUCCAAAGAGGAUCUUCGCUCGAGAACCAGGAGAAGUGGUUGAAGAGCGGGAGCGCAAUCUUGUGAAAGAUCUGUGGGCUUUCGACUGA